GAAAUGAAAGUAAAAAAUAAAAUAAUUUAUCUUUAAUACCUCGUUAAACCCAAAACUCAGCGUAGAUUAUGUUUCUAAGCAUUCUAAUAGUACUUUCAGCAAAUGGCCGAACAAUAUUUAUUAUUUGUUGUAGAAUUUAGUGUGCUACAAGAGCUACUAAGAACAAGAACUGUGUUUGAUCUUGUUUAUGAACUGAAAUAACACAAAGUAAAAGCAAAUUAGUUGUUUAUAGUGGAUUUACCCGAAACUAUGUCGUGAAUAAAGUCACACAUCUUCGACAUACCUAUAUUGUUGAUUUUAUCCUGCACUAAACUUCACCGUGUAAUCGGAAGCUAAUCAAGUGUGUAAAAUAUGCUACAUUACCAAGAAAUUCAAUUAAAAAUGUUGAAACGUAAUUUUUUAAACCAUAAGAAUUCAGUUCAAUGUCUUUAAAUUCGUUGCGCCUAUAUAAAAUACAACUACAUUGUGUGUUCAAUUCUUAAGUGUGCUAUUCUGCUGAAAGUGAACAAAGGAUUUAUCCAAAAUGAUGAGCCAGCUACUGCUUAAACUAAUUUUUCUCAUCGUGUGUAUAGAGCUGGUUUUCUCAAAACCAAGUCCUUUCGAUUUAGUUGCCGAAGAAACUCAGCAAUUUGAACAGGGAAUUGGAAAAACUUCAGAACUAGCUCAAAAAACUGCUUCAGGCGAAGCUGGUAAAAAGGGCUACUAUGGGCAACACUCCAGUGAAAAAGGGGAAUUAGGACAUCACGAUAAAGAAAACCAUAAAAACAUAUACGCAGAAGCGGGUGGUAAUAAGAAGUCUCAUCAUCAUGACGAUGGAUACUAUGCUGAUGGUCAUAAAGCCACUCAUGACGAAAAUGGUUAUCAUUUUGUCGACAAGGGCAGCUAUGCGAAAGGGCACGACACUAAAGGUCAUCACAUUGUUCAGCGACUGAAUGAAUUCGAAAAGAAGAAGGAAUUCUUUGACGAAGAUCACGAUGAAGCUCACAAGGAAAGACAUGGAUCUUUUGACGUGGGUGAAGCGUUUAAAAAAGGUGAAGUGCAACAUGGAGGUCAUACCAACAAAGCUUCUACAGCAGAAAAAUAUGGAAGUUCAGCAAAAUCAGAAAAGGGAGCGUUUAACGCUGAAGAAAGUGGACAUGACAAAUCAGCCGGCAUCGAUCAAAACUUUAAAAGUGCUGAAGAGCAAGCAAAGAAAGGAAUUGCUGUUGUCUUUAAGGAAGUGGGGCUCAGCGAUAAAAAAGUUUUAUAGACUGAAAGUUUUUGAUCAUUUUGUGUAAAUAUAUUUAUUGUAGCUGGAUGUAAUUGAAAAUAUAUGUUGUAGUUCUACC
Dendroctonus ponderosae (mountain pine beetle) is the source of this 1328-nucleotide messenger RNA. RefSeq lists its product as uncharacterized. The record is from RefSeq and is a predicted model, not a curated record. The transcript has 4 exons. NCBI's taxonomy places the organism in Eukaryota, Metazoa, Arthropoda, Insecta, Coleoptera, Curculionidae. The coding region runs from base 524 to 1249 and encodes 241 amino acids.